Molecule: messenger RNA, 1515 nt
Organism: Osmia lignaria (orchard mason bee)
Lineage: Eukaryota; Metazoa; Arthropoda; Insecta; Hymenoptera; Megachilidae
Product: methyl farnesoate epoxidase
Biological process (GO): xenobiotic metabolic process
Cellular component (GO): cytoplasm; intracellular membrane-bounded organelle
Molecular function (GO): heme binding; steroid hydroxylase activity; iron ion binding
Source: RefSeq, a predicted model, not a curated record
AUGUUCUACGCGGUGAUUUGUCUUCUCCUUGUUCUUUUCUGUAUCUUCUGCGUCUACGAUUGCUUCAAGCCACAGAAUUAUCCUCCUGGCCCAAAAUGGAUGCCACUGAUCGGUUGCUUCUUCACCUUUCGACAACUGAAGCUGAAGAAUGGCUACGUUUACUUAGCAUUUCACGAGCUAAUGAAAAGUUACGGUCCAAUUCUGGGUUUGAAACUGGGAACACAGAAGGUGGUUGUGAUCUCGACGCAUGAUCUGGUAAAGAAGGUUCUUCUUCAGGACGAGUUCAAUGGCAGACCGGAUGGAUUCUUCUUCAGGGUCCGUGCGUUUGGUAAAAAACGAGGAAUUUUAUUCGCCGAAGGGCCAACGUGGGCGCAGUGUCGUCGUUUUACGAUGCGUCACCUCAGGGCAUUUGGUUUUGGCCAAUCAAUUAUGGAGAAACAGUUGAUCAUUGAAGCAGAGAAUUUCGUAGAUUAUCUUCGUCGAGCUAGCGCGAAAGGUCCGGUGCCGAUGCACACGGCAUUCGAUGUCGCCGUUUUGAAUUCCCUUUGGUCCAUGCUUGCUGGCCAUCGAUUUGACUAUAACAAUGAAAAACUGAUGGAGAUACUUGAUGCUGUUCACGGUGCCUUCAGACUGAUGGAUACCAUGGGCGGUAUCGUGUCACAUAUGCCAUUUUUACGUUUCAUUAUACCAGAAUUAUCCGGUUACAACGAGUUAAUGAGAAUUUUACGAAAGCUUUGGGGUUUCUUAGACGAAGAGAUCACCAUUCACGAGAAACAACUGUCUGAUAACGAGCCUCAGGAUUUAAUCGAGGCAUUUCUUUUGGAGAUCUCGUCUAACAGCAUAAUCGAUGAUUCGAUCUUUGAUCGAGAAAACUUGUUGAUCGUGUGUCUCGAUCUUUUCUUGGCUGGCUCAAAAACAACGACAGAUACUUUAGCCGCCACUUUGCUAUUUCUAUCUUUGCACUCUGACUGGAUUAAAAUACUCCAAGAGGAACUAGAUAACGUUGUCGGUAGAUCACGGUCCCCAGCUUUGAAAGAUUCUUCGUCAUUGCCGAUGAUGGAAUCGUUUCUUGCAGAGGUACAGAGAUAUUUAAACCUGGCACCUUUUGGACUACCUCAUAAGACCAUGAAAGACGUAAAUCUGAAUGGAUAUCACAUACCUAAAGAUACAAUGAUUCUUCUGGACUUCCAUAGUGUCCACAAUGACAAGGCUUAUUGGGAUCAUCCGGAAGAGUUUCGACCACAAAGAUUUCUUGACGAUACUGGCCGAUUUUGUCCAAAUAGUGCAAGCAUGAUUUUCAGUUUAGGCAAAAGACGUUGUCCAGGAGAAAUGCUGGCUCGUUCAACCUUGUUCUUAUUCUUCACCUACGUUGUAUAUUACUUCGAUAUCGAAAUUUCACCAGACCAUGGAAAGCCAGAUCCGAACGGCUACGAUGGUUUCACCAUAUCGCCAAAACCGUACCAUCUGAAACUUACUUUAAGAUGAUUUGGCAAACUAUGAUUCUGUAUAAAAAAA